UAGAAACUUGGAUAUGAGAAGCCCUUUGUUUACUAAACUAUCAAUACUGUUCAGGCGUAGACCGUCAGUAAGCUGGUUAGUCUUGUGCCUGGUUAGUGUUUUUGGGCUAAUAGCAUUAUUAGAAUCAUCUUACUCAAGUACGUUUGACUCUGUGGCCUCCUCUACAAACCCUGAUGUCCAUACAAGUUAUAGAAAGCUAAAGAAGCUAGUGCGAAACGAUUAUUUAGAGCUAAAUAGCCUUUCUGUAGGAGCCAAUUGGAUAAAGGAUAUUGGUUUUUGUGGGAAAGAAAGAGAGAACUAUGUACCUUGUUAUAAUGUAUCUGCAAAUACGCUAACUGGUUUGAAAGAUGGGGAGGAGUUUGAUCGACAUUGCGAGUUAUCACGCGGACAACCACAUUGUUUGGUUCGUCCUCCGAAGGACUAUAAGAUUCCUCUGACUUGGCCAGCAGGAAGGGAUAUCAUAUGGAGUGGAAAUGUGAGGCUAACCAAAGAUCAGUUCCUUUCUUCUGGAAGCAUGACAAAAAGAUUAAUGUUACUGGAAGAGAACCAAAUUGCUUUCCACUCGGAUGAUGGAAUGAUGGUUGAUAGUGUCAAAGAUCACUCACACCUUAUUGCUGAGAUGAUUGGGCUUGGAAGUGAUGCAGAAUUUCUUCAAGCCGGUGUGCGCACUGUACUAGAUAUUGGUUGCGGUUUUGGUAGCUUUGGUGGUCACCUACUUUCGCUGAAGUUGAUGGCUCUUUGUGUGGCAGAGUAUGAGUCAUCUGGUAGCCAAGUUCAGUUUGCACUUGAGAGAGGACUUCCGGCAGUCAUAGGCAACUUUAUUUCGAAACAGCUUCCAUUUCCAUCGUUGUCUUAUGAUAUGGUUCAUUGUGCUCAGUGUGGAAUCAUUUGGGACAGUAAAGAUGGAUUGUUUUUAAUUGAAAUUGACCGUGUGCUCAAGCCCGGAGGUUAUUUUAUUUUAACCUCACCAACAACCCGGCAGCAGCAGGAUAGUUCUACUAGUGCGAAGAAGGGAAGCAUGUCUACUCCUUUGGAAGAGUUCUCUAAAAAGCUUUGUUGGUCUCUUUUGGGACAGCAGGAAGAGACUUUCAUCUGGCAGAAGACAGUAAAUUCUCAAUGCUAUAGCUCACAGCUUAGUAUACCCAUUUGUAAAGGAGAGGACAUGCAACUGUACUACCAACCGCUUGCACACUGUAUUUCUGGGACAAGCAGUAACCGGUGGGUUCCGAUUCACGACAGAUCUGGUCCUCUGAACUCAACUGAUAUUGAAAUUCAUGAAGUCGAUCCUGAUGAUUUCUUUGAGAAUUCAGGAUUCUGGAAAUCAGCGUUGAGAAGUUAUUGGUCUUUGUUGUCGCCCUUGAUUUUCUCUGACCAUCCAAAGAGGCCGGGUGAAGAAGAUCCAUUGCCUCCAUACAAUAUGGUGAGGAAUGUCAUGGACAUGAAUGCACAUUAUGGGGGCUUAAAUGCUGCUAUGUUGGAGGCAAGUAAAUCAGUGUGGGUGAUGAAUGUUGUGCCUCUUGGGGCUCGUAAUACGCUUCCUCUCAUACUUGAUCGAGGUUUUGCCGGUAUUCUGCAUAACUGGUGUGAACCGUUUCCUACAUAUCCACGAACAUAUGAUAUGCUCCAUGCUAAUGGGCUUCUUUCACAUAUUGAUUCACAAGAUUGCAGUACGCUUGAACUACUUCUUGAGAUGGAUCGUAUUCUGAGACCUGAGGGUUGGAUUAUUCUUUCUGAUACAUUGGGUCCCAUAGAGAAAGCACGCAUGUUAGCCACACAAAUCCGUUGGGAAGCUAGGGUGAUUGACCUCCAGAAUGGAAGUGACCAACGGCUACUUGUAUGCCAAAAACCAUUCACGAGAAAGUGACUUUUCUGGAACUGAACACUUCUUAACAUUGGUGACUUUCCUAAAUUCCACUAGGAAGGAGGAUAACCGCGACAUGUUGAAUCAUGAAAGAAGGAAGUUUCCUUUGUGAUAUGUGGAAUUUGUUUGAUCUUACGAGCUGCCUAAAGAGGUGUAUAUCGCGGUAUCCUUGCAAAUAGAUCAUAUGGCAGCCUGCAGAGAUUAGAGAAAAGCUCUGCCGCAGAAAGUAGUGACAGCACCAUAAAGGACAUAUAUUCUUUUCCCUUCAAAAGUUUAUAUAGCAAUUCAUUCAUCUCUUUUUCUUGUAUUUUCUAACAUUUUAUUUGUUAAUUUU
Messenger RNA from Solanum verrucosum, 2195 nucleotides. Its product is annotated as probable methyltransferase PMT5. Lineage: Eukaryota; Viridiplantae; Streptophyta; Magnoliopsida; Solanales; Solanaceae. The transcript has 8 exons. Gene Ontology annotation, cellular component: cytoplasm. Gene Ontology annotation, molecular function: methyltransferase activity. The coding region runs from base 14 to 1864 and encodes 616 amino acids. The record is from RefSeq and is a predicted model, not a curated record.